Molecule: messenger RNA, 378 nt
Organism: Pieris macdunnoughi
Lineage: Eukaryota; Metazoa; Arthropoda; Insecta; Lepidoptera; Pieridae
Source: the annotation of a GenBank genome assembly
AUGACGUUCCCAGGUACUAACUGGUGCGGCGCGGGAGAUACUGCAUAUGGCUAUUAUGACCUUGGGUUUGCAUGGGAAGAAGAUCUAUGCUGCAGAGAACAUGAUCACUGCCCCGAUUUUAUCAUGCCUCAAGAAAGAAAACACGGCCUUCGCAACCCUUCCUCAUAUUAUAUUAGAAUGUCCUGUGAUUGCGAAAGGAAAUUCUAUCAAUGCUUAAAAGAUAUUAAUUCAUUCACAGCCUUUUUAAUAGGAAAGUUUUACUUUAAUAUUUACAAUGCGUGGUGUUUUAAAAAGGAUUACGAAAAGUCUGAUCGUCCAACAAACAGGUAUGACUUUAGGCCCCAAGUGUAUCAAUGGAUUGAAAUGCCAUCCUAUUAG